UUUUUAUAUGCAUUAAUUGUUAAUGCAAAGAUUAAUUGAAAAUCAAAGAUUCGACAGCGACCUUUAGACCUCUACUUAACAUAAUGUUGACCUUUGACUGCAAUGAAAUUGAUAUAUUUUUAUAAAAAUAUUUUCAAAGUAAUUUCACGAAACGUCGUAAUAAUAGUUUCACGCUAAUUUAGUUGGCAGCGCAUAUUUCUGCGCUUUGGAAGAAAGAAAGUCUAUCGGUUAAAUAUUCUUAUUAAUAUUAAAUGACGAUACGUAUGUGUCUGACAUGUUAUAAAACUCAAUUACUCCGAUAUCAUAAAUAUUCUUUUCGUAUUCACUUUUAGUGCGUUUUUGCAUCACUUCUGACAAUGACAGUUGUGUUACUUCAAAAAUGUUUUUUUAGCAGAUUGUUCAAUAUAUCUCGAUUAUAGAUUAAUUAUAUUCUACUGUGGAUCUCGUCGUAAAAUAUGGAUAACGUAAUAGGAAUAAUAUGUGCUAUAUGUCAAGGAUUUUUGGAUAGCUUUAAGGGUGCUAAAGUUCUACUUGAUAUGGAUAAAAGUAUUAAUGAAAACUUAUUUAAAGAACCCUCUUCUUCUAAAGAAAUUCAUGGAAAGGAAAUAGUUGUUGCAACACAGUCUGCAAGACAUUUCAAUCAAUCAAGAGAAUCAAAAGCGUUAAGACGAACAUUUGAAUGUUGUGCUUUAAAUGGUGGUUUAUUUUGGGCUAACAUAUUAAUCUUUGAGCGUGGUUUACUCCCAUUUGUGAAGUAUUCAUUGACUAUUAUAUUCGGUCAUUCGCCGGGUAUGGGUAUGACUUUGUGGUCUUGGAUGAAACCAUUUCUGUCAUUAACUUUUGGCACUCUAUGGGUGUUACCACUAUUUGUGCUCAGUAGGAUAGUCAACAGUUUAUGGUUUCAGGACAUAGCGGACAGUGCUUAUAGGUAUAGACAAGGGAGACCGUUACUUUUAUCCAGUGUGAGCAAGCUUGUAGCAGACACGCUUUUCAGUGUAUUGGUUCAAGCAUUAUUUUUGGGCCAAGGCAUGUUGGUAUCCAGAAUUCCAUUACCUCUUGUAGGUGACAUACUUGCCCUUAUACAUAUGUGCCUUUUAUAUGCUCUCUAUGCUUUUGAAUACAAAUGGUUCAAUAUGGGUUGGGAGUUACAUAGACGAUUAAGUUUUAUAGAAAAUAACUGGCCAUAUUUUGUGGGUUUCGGUCUGCCAUUAGCAGUACUUACCCAACUGCCCAGUUCGUAUGUAAUAAGUGGCUGUGUAUUUUCUAUAUUGUUUCCAAUAUUUAUUGUAAGUGGAAAUGAAGCAAUACCUGUGACUGGAGUGUGUGACUGUCCAUUAAAAUUAUUUUCUCCUGUGAUUGCUAUUGCAAAUACACUCUUUAAUAAAACAAUUGGACAUACAAAUAGACGGUGACAGAAAAGAAUAUAACAAAUUUCUAUGGGAUAAUAAAUAUGUAGCGAUAAAUUAUUUCCUUUUUCACACGUUUUGUUAUUUUACAUCAGAUAUAUGUUUAAUUAAUAUUUUUAUGUUAACUCUUAUGUUGUUAGACUAUGAAUAAGAUUUAGAUUUUAUUCAUUUUCUAUGACAAUGUAAACAAAAUUUAAGACAUAAUCUACGUACAGUUGGUACGUAGCGUUAUUUGUAUAUAGAAAUGCAUUCAUAAACUAUGUAUGUAGAUAUGCAGAAACAAAUUACAGUAAGGAAUAUUUGUAAAUAUCACUCGAUACAUUUGAAAAAUCAGAAUGUUCCUUACUGUAUUACAAGAGAUCAAAGUAACUGGAAGUUUUAUACAUUUUUAUUAUUACUAUUAAAGUAUGAAAAAAAUAAUAUGCUUUGAUAAAAUAAUUGCAUACAAUUCCUAACACAUUUUAUAAAACAUACAAUUAAAAAAGGAAAAUGUAAAUAUAGUUGCCUAAAUAUUUGCACAACUAAAAGUAAUUUUUUUGUGAAAAAUUGAUUGAUAUAUAUUUAUAUUUAUAUAUAGUUAUUCAUUCAAUUUAGAUUUGUCAAAACGUGUUACUUUAUACAAUGUAAUAAACUUGAAGAUAACAUUACGAUAAUUUGUUUCUAUAUUAUUACUUUUAACUCUUAGAUCACAUUAUUGUAAAAUAAAUAUUUAUAAU
Frieseomelitta varia is the source of this 2122-nucleotide messenger RNA. RefSeq names its product etoposide-induced protein 2.4 homolog (gene tank). The coding region runs from base 456 to 1412 and encodes 318 amino acids. The record is from RefSeq and is a predicted model, not a curated record. Gene Ontology annotation, biological process: macroautophagy. The transcript has 6 exons. Gene Ontology annotation, cellular component: endoplasmic reticulum. NCBI's taxonomy places the organism in Eukaryota, Metazoa, Arthropoda, Insecta, Hymenoptera, Apidae.